This is a messenger RNA of Striga asiatica, 1268 nucleotides long. The record is from the annotation of a GenBank genome assembly. Lineage: Eukaryota; Viridiplantae; Streptophyta; Magnoliopsida; Lamiales; Orobanchaceae.
CUAAAAUUGGUUUCAUUACACACUGAAACGGGUGGGAAAAGCCAAACCAACCAAAAACAGGUUUAUCGGAAACUCAGAGCCACAAGCACUGGAUACAGAAAUUAAGGCCCAGAAUAAUCCUAACUACACCAAAUUAAACUCUGCAGAUAAACCAAUUUUCAAUUUUCGUGCACUAAAUAAUAAGUACACUUUAUCCAUACAAUACUCCCGUCUCCCUUCCAGAGCUCAUCAUUAUACCUCUUCGCUUCACUUCGAAUAUAAAUCAAAUUCCUAAAAAGCCAACAAAAGAAAGGAUAACUCGAACAAAACAAGAAAUGGAACUCAACCAAAGAAUUGCCAGAAUCGCUGCACAUCUCCAUCCUUCAAGUACCCAGAUGUCGGAAAAUCCGAUAUUGAGGCAAUCGAAUUGCAGGGCGAAAGGUGGGUCUCCAGGUUUUAAGGUGGCGAUAUUAGGUGCAGCUGGAGGAAUCGGGCAGCCGCUAGCAAUGCUCAUGAAGAUGAAUCCUUUAGUCUCAGUGCUUCAUCUUUACGACGUCGUUAAUGCCCCUGGCGUCACCGCUGACAUCAGCCACAUGGAUACUGGUGCUGUUCGUUCAAAUCUGAGUGAAAUGAUCAAAAUGGGGGAAAGAUUGGAAGGAAUGAUUUUGGUUUAUGGGAUGGACCUUGUCGUAAUUCCAGCUGGCGUGCCGAGAAAACCGGGAAUGACUCGAGAUGACCUUUUUAACAUCAAUGCCGGUAUUGUUAAGACAUUGUGUGAAGGCAUUGCAAAGUGCUGUCCUAAUGCUAUUGUCAAUCUCAUUAGUAAUCCCGUGAACUCUACUGUCCCAAUUGCUGCCGAGGUUUUCAAGAAAGCCGGGACUUAUGAUCCCAAGAAGCUCUUAGGGGUCACCAUGCUUGAUGUCGUGAGAGCCAAUACUUUUGUGGCUGAAGUUAUAGGACUUGAUCCAAGAGAGGUUAAUGUUCCUGUUGUUGGAGGUCAUGCAGGAGUUACCAUUUUGCCCCUCCUCUCACAAGUAAAACCCGCUUGUUCUUUUACCCCAGAGGAAACCGAGUACCUCACAAAACGCAUUCAAGAUGGUGGAACAGAAGUAGUUCAGGCAAAAGCAGGUGCAGGCUCUGCAACUCUAUCAAUGGCAUAUGCAGCUGUUAAAUUUGCUGAUGCAUGCCUUAGAGGCUUAAGAGGCGAUGCUGGCAUUGUUGAAUGUGCUUUUGUAGCUUCACAGGGUUGGCCUGGAGAAAGCAAAGAAAGAGUUGGCAGCAAGCAUUGA